AUGACUUGGCAAAUUCUGAGGGAAUUGCUGUAUACAUUAUCUUUGAAUGCAUAUCUGAGGGAGCAGGAGCAUGGAGAGGCUGAGAUUGAGUGUCGAGCUUACAAAGGAUUUUUUCCCAUUGAUAAGGAAAGGUGUCGAAGUGGUGGAAGCGGCCGAGUCGAUUUAACACUUCAUUUCCCAACAACGAAUACUAUUGGAAAAGUGACUAUUCAUUCUAAGGAAACAAGUUUUGUGGACCUGGAAAUAGUGGAUUGUGGGUGGCGAUUGGUAUGUAAGAAAGAUUUGGAUCCAAGUAGCGCAAGAAUCAGGCAUGAUAAGAAGCCAUCUAAAUAUGAUCCUUUAGUUGGAGACAUUCAAUCAAAGGUAGAUGAGAUAAUCUCCCUUUCAAUGAUGGAAUUGGGUGAUACACGUUUCAUAAGGAUAUCGGGCGAGAGUGGCAUAGGCAAGACAACUCUUGCUCGACUUGUUUAUGAUGCAAUCCGAAGCAAAUUUGAUGCUACUUGCUUUCUUGACAAUGUAAGGGAGGAUUCAGAAAGGUUUGGCAUAGUUUCCUUACAAAUGAAGCUUCUUUCUGUGCUUGGAUUAGGAGAACACGUUAUAGAUGAUAUUUCUAAAGGUGCAGAGAUAAUAAGAAAAUUUUUAUGCCAUAAAAAGGUUCUUAUUAUUCUCGAUGCUGUCAGCCAUGAAAGCCAAGUAGAAAAUUUAGCCAGAAAUAAGGAAUGGUUUGGUGCAGGGAGCAAAAUAGUAAUAAUUACUGCUGGAGGGGACAUGUUGUCGACAUUGUAUCGACAGAUUGAAGAGUAUAAAGUUGAAAGAUUAGGUCCUGAUGAAUCCCUUAAGCUCUUAUAUCAGGAAGCUUUUAAAAAGGACGAGCCAGAACAAGCUUAUUUGGAUUUUUCAAAAAAAGUAAUUGAAUAUGCAUGUGGACUUCCUCUGGUACUUAAAGUCUUGGGAUCAUUUCUUUGCGGAAAAGAUGCAAAUGAAUGGAAAAAUGCAUCAAAAAGGAGGCCAAAUUCAAGGUGA
This is a messenger RNA of Neltuma alba, 1023 nucleotides long. Its product is annotated as disease resistance-like protein DSC1. Bases 1 to 1023 code for a protein of 340 amino acids. NCBI's taxonomy places the organism in Eukaryota, Viridiplantae, Streptophyta, Magnoliopsida, Fabales, Fabaceae. Gene Ontology annotation, biological process: defense response. The transcript is spliced from 4 exons. Gene Ontology annotation, molecular function: ADP binding. The record is from RefSeq and is a predicted model, not a curated record.